Molecule: messenger RNA, 2221 nt
Organism: Phytophthora nicotianae INRA-310
Lineage: Eukaryota; Oomycota; Peronosporomycetes; Peronosporales; Peronosporaceae
Product: T-complex protein 1, beta subunit
Exons: 2
Coding region: 57-1637 (526 amino acids)
Biological process (GO): protein folding
Cellular component (GO): chaperonin-containing T-complex; cytosol
Molecular function (GO): ATP-dependent protein folding chaperone; ATP hydrolysis activity; ATP binding
Source: RefSeq, a predicted model, not a curated record
AAAAGCAAGCAGCUCCAUACAAAAGCUCAGCUCUUCCUCUCUUUAACGCUAGAACCAUGCAGCAGGCCGUGUUGGACCCGGAGUCGCAGGUGGAGAAGGGCGAGAAUGCUCGCAUGUCGUCGUUCGUUGGUGCCAUCGCCAUCGCCGACAUGGUCAAGACGACACUGGGCCCCAAGGGCAUGGACAAGAUCCUGCAGUCCAUGGGAGGCCCCGACAAGAGUAUCUCGGUCACCAACGACGGCGCCACAAUCCUUCGCAGUGUCUACGUGGACAAUGCUGCUGCUAAGGUCCUCGUGGACAUCGCCAAGACGCAGGACGAGGAGGUGGGCGACGGCACCACGAGCGUCGCUGUGCUUUGCGGUGAGCUGCUGCGCGAGGCUGAGAAGCUCAUCGACCAGCGGAUUCACCCACAGACCAUCAUCGACGGCUGGCGCAUCGCACUCACUACGGCCAACGAUGCGCUCGUGGCCUCGGCCAAGGACAAUUCGCAGGAUGCCGACAAAUUCCGCGAGGAUCUCAUGAACAUUGCACGCACGACUCUCAGCUCCAAGCUGCUGACGUACGAGAAGGACCACUUCGCCAAGCUCGCUGUCGACGCUGUGCUUCGUCUGCGUGGAUCCAGUAACCUGGACUACAUUCAGAUCAUCAAGAAGGCCGGCGGCUCUCUGCGCGACUCGUACCUGGACGAGGGCUUCAUCCUGGACAAGAAGAUCGGCGUGGGUCAGCCCAAGCGCGUCGAGAACGCCAAGAUCCUCGUGGCUAACACCGGCAUGGACACGGACAAGAUCAAGAUAUACGGCGCCCGCGUCAAGGUGGACUCAAUGGACAAGGUCUCGGCCAUCGAGGACGCCGAGAAGGCCAAGAUGAAGGCCAAGGUCGAGAAGAUCGCCAACUUUGGCAUCAACUGCUUCGUCAACCGCCAGCUCAUCUACAAUUACCCCGAGCAGAUUUUCUCCGAGAAGGGCAUCAUGGCCAUCGAGCACGCCGAUUUUGACGGCAUCGAGCACCUGGCUGCAGUCACGGGCGGCGAGAUCGCGUCCACGUUCGACAACCCGGACGCCGUGCAGCUUGGCGAGUGUAAGUUGAUUGAAGAGAUCAUUAUCGGUGAGGAUCGUAUGCUGCGAUUCUCGGGUGUCAAGACCGGCUCAGCCUGCUCCGUUGUGCUGCGUGGUGCCAGCUCGCACCUGCUGGACGAGGCUGAGCGCUCGCUGCACGACGCACUAGCUGUACUAACACAGACGGUCAAGUACUCGCAGACAGUUAUGGGUGGCGGUUGCACGGAGGUGCUGAUGGCUCAGGCCAUUGACAAUAAGGCGCCGUCUGUGCCUGGCAAGAAGGCGCUGGCCAUGGAGGCGUUCGCGCGCGCUCUGCGUCAGUUGCCGAGCAUCAUCGCCGAUAACGGCGGAUUCGACAGUUCGGAGCUGGUGACUCAACUGCGUGCGGCUCAUCACCGUGGCGAGACGACCGCUGGACUGGACAUGCGCACCGGCUGCGUUGGUGACAUGGAGGCUCUGGGCAUUCGCGAGGCUCUGAAGAGCAAGAAGCAGGUGCUGUUCUCGGCUGCUGAGGCUGCCGAGAUGAUCCUCAGAGUAGACGACAUUAUUAAGUGUGCACCGCGUCAGCGUCAGGGACAGUAAGCGGCCGAACCUCUCUUGAGCGUAUGGCAUGUGCGCUAAUGAACAAGACGGUUAGUAUUACUAUUCUACAAUGCGAUCCCUUGCUUUAAUUACUGACGGGGAUCACUUCACUUGCCGGUAAAAUAUCUACCGUGAAUCUGCAGAGUGUUUGUAUUUAUACCACUGGCCACUAACUAAAACGAGAGCAUUUUUCUUCCAGCAACCAUCUAGGUACAUCUUUGUGAUCUUCCUCACAGAAGGACGCCUUCCCAGGUGCCGAAAUGGCGCCUGCACGUCGUCCAAGACGACCCUGGAGCGUGAGUGUACUUCUCCUUUUCUUCUUCUUCACGCUUGCUAUCUCCCAGGACUCUGGUACUGGAUCCGAAGAUGUGACCGUACCAAGCACCACAGCUCCAACAGCUACGACACCAUCAACUACGACGCCAUCAACUAUGGCACCUACAGCUACAACUCGUUCACCAACGGCUACACCACCAACAGCAACAACCGAGGCGCCGAUGACGACGGAACCCACUACGACAACACCAACCACCACAGCCCCGACAUCAACAAUGCCGACUACGACAGCUCCGACGACUACAGCU